Caenorhabditis briggsae is the source of this 6639-nucleotide messenger RNA. It is a transcript of the gene Cbr-cdh-1, whose product is annotated as Protein CBR-CDH-1. Bases 1 to 6639 code for a protein of 2212 amino acids. NCBI's taxonomy places the organism in Eukaryota, Metazoa, Nematoda, Chromadorea, Rhabditida, Rhabditidae. Gene Ontology annotation, cellular component: plasma membrane. The record is from RefSeq and is a predicted model, not a curated record. Gene Ontology annotation, molecular function: calcium ion binding. Gene Ontology annotation, biological process: homophilic cell-cell adhesion. The transcript has 12 exons.
AUGCAGGCUGGACAAGAACAGCACCUCUCCGUGGAUUCCAUGUCUGGAACAGUUUGUAUUCAAAAAAUGUUUGAUUUCGAGAAGGAGCGAACUUUUCAAACUACAGUAGUCGCCACAAAUGCUAAUUCCGAAACGUCCACAAGUCUUAUUUCAAUUCGACUCAAAGAUGUCAACGAUAAUUGGCCAAUUUUCUACCCCAACGAGUAUCAUUUAACAAUUCGAGAGGGUCCAAAACCAUCGGAACCCCUUCUAGUCGUUUCGGCGUCGGAUUUGGAUUCGGGAAAGUUUGGAGACGUGACCUAUCAGAUUUUGAGCGAAUCCAACUCGUUCUCUAUAAAUUCAAAGACUGGAGAAAUUUUCGCAAAGAACGCACUGACCCGCGGUCGCUUCCAUUUGAUGGUCAACGCCAAGGAUGGUGGAGGUCAGAACUCGGAGAACCCCGCGAAUAUUCAUAUCACUGUUAUCGAUAAGAACACCAAGACCCCAGAAUUUUCAAGGUCCAAGUAUGAAAUACGGACCACAGAAGACAUAUUACCAGGCAUUGCAAUUGGUUCAGUGGCAGCAGUUUCGGAAGGAAAAUUAAAGUAUUCAAUCUAUUCUGGAGAUCCUGAAAAUCAAUUUUCCAUCGAUGAAAACUCAGGGAAAAUCUAUGUGACCCGAUAUCUAGAUGCGGAUGUUCAUGAUACCGUACUCCUGAACAUCCAAGCAAAAAUGGAGAACGGAGAGUCUAACCAAACUCAAGUGCUCAUCCAAAUCGAAGACCAUAAUGAUAAUUCCCCAAUUUUCCCAAAUCCUCUGGUGGAGAUUACUGUAAGGGAGGAUCAUAGGGUAGAGGAACCCUUCUAUGUGGUGUUGGCAAGCGAUAAGGAUCGGAAGAAGAAUGGGGAGUUGAAGUAUUCCAUUAUUAGUUCCCACCCAGGCUCUUCUAUUGAGAUAGACCCAGUUUCUGGGCAAUUGUGGAGUCGGAAGGCUUUUGACUAUGAAGCUAUUCGAAAUUUCAAGCUACGGAUCAAAGCAACCGACCUAGGGAUCCCUCCUAGAUCUUCAAAUAUGACCCUGUUCAUUCAUCUGCUAGAUGUGAAUGAUAAUUCGCCAAAGUUCGAGAAGUCUUCUUACUUCCUAGAAGUUCUAGAGAAUUCUCCCCCGAAAACGAUUCUAGGGAAGAUCCUGGCUAGCGAUGCUGAUAGUGGUGAUAAUGGAAUGAUAUCUUAUCGAAUCACAAACGGAUCUGAGUACUUUGGAAUCGACUCCAAGCUAGGAACCAUCUACACCAAGAAAUCGCUGGAUAGGGAAACCAUCAGUCAUGUGGACAUCACAAUCGUCGCUGAAGACCAUGGCACCCCAGUUAGAUCUUCCGGGGUCGCAUGCAGGAUUACGGUAGCUGAUAUGAAUGAUAAUGCACCUAGCUGCUCUUCCAUAACCCCUAUUGUGGUAUCAAGCGGAUCCCCAACCAGCACCGCAAUUGGAACUAUAGUGGCUAGUGAUCCAGAUAAAGGGCUGAAUGGAUCGGUUCUCUAUAGAGCGCAAUUGCAACACCCCCUAUUUUUGGUGAAGGCUAAUGGAGAUGUCUACCUCAGAAGACGGCUGAAUGCGUCGGAUGAGCAAUUUCAACGGUUAUCAGUGAUAGUGUCGGAUCAAGGCGUCCCACGGAAAUCUGUAGUUUGUCAUGUAGCCGUGAAAAUUGCAAAGGACACCGAGACUGAUAUUAGAAUUCUGGAUUUGAUCCCAAAAUUUUUGGAAUUGCCGCAAUCUUGCUCUCCUUGUCGAUUACUAGCAAUCAAUGCUUCGGGAGUGGCCACGUGGCAAAUUCAAAGCUCCGAAAUCUCGAACCACUUUGCUAUCCGCCAGGGAGUGCUCUCUAUGAUCUCGCCACCUGCUCAUCGACCCCCAUACUCUCUUGUUAUCAUCCUGAGUGAUAAGAAUGAUAGACAAAAAUCGAUAUCGCUGAAAAUCCUGGCUUCUGGAGAGGGUGACACCUACAAAAACGAAAUGUUCCAAAUUUCGGACACCAUGAAUAUUGGAGCGAAGAUUGGAAGGCUGGGCGAGAAGAAUCCAGCGUUUUUCUAUAAAUUUAAGGCGGAAAAUAAAACUCAAAAUUUGGAUUUCUGCCCAUUGGAAUUAGACCAAUCUGCUGGGAUACUGUACUUGGCUGAUGGGAUCCGAGGAUUGCAAAAUGUCACCUGCUUUUUUGAGAAAUUCAACACCACUGAUGGAAGUGUCGAUGAGAUGCGUGUUGAGCUAGAGAUUCUUCGCUCGAAAUCCGACAAACCCCGAUUCGAUACGCGGCACCUUACAGUGCACGUGCGGGAGGACACCCCAACGGGAUCAAUUCUAACUACUGUAAACGCCACGGACGACUCGGAUUCACCAAUCAAUUAUCGAUUUUCUCAACAAAUCGAUACUUUCGCAAUCGAUCAGUUUACUGGAGACAUUUCUCUGGUUGAAAAUCUUCAUUGGCACGUCAAGAACACUUAUCAUUUGAUCGUCGAGGCAUUCACCACAGGCGCUGGCUCCACACUUUUGGUUACUAUAGAUGUGGAAGACGUCAAUGACCACGCCCCUUUUAUCGUAUCCCAACCUACAGUACUCCUACCAUCGGCCUAUCGAAAAGGGGAUACGGUACAUCGAGUGGUGGCAAUAGAUAUGGAUCAAAACCCCCGGAUUGCUUAUACCAUUCAAAAUUAUUCGGAGCCAGUGAGCAGUCUGAAAAUUGACGUUGAUUCUGGAGAAAUUCAAAUUCUCAACUCCCAGAAUCUUCCUGAAACAAUUACUGUAAGAGCCGAGGAUUCCGAAGACCCCACGAAGUUUGAUGAGCAAAAAAUCCUGAUCAAAGCUCGGAAUUUUUCACAUUGGCACUUUUUUGAAAAACCCAAGGACGCGAUUUUCCUAGAGCCUGGCACACCAAAGGAUACUGUAGUUUUAAAAAUGAGCAAUAUUGAAGAGGUCAAGCUACAACUCAUUCCAACCUCCCAGUUUUUCGAGCUCCAAGGAGCUCAAAUAGUCCAAAAAAGCGUCAAUCUGCCAGCCGGAACGCAUAGGGUUACUGUAGUUGCUCAGAAGGAGGAGGAGCUCAUCGAUUGGAUGCUUCUGGAGAUCCAUGUGGCACCGAAGUUUCAGGAUCCACCGAAAAUUGCAUCUACGUCGUGUGGAAUGGUUACGGUAGAGGAGAAUAUGGAGCUGAAAGAGUUCAAAAGGAUAAUGGCAACUGGAAUGACAAAUAGCUCAAGAUUCAGGUUUCAAGGCUCCCCAUCCCUUUUCUCCAUCGACCCCAUCACCGGCUACAUUUCAGCAAGUGCGCUGGAUCGAGAGACCGCUCAGGAGCACCUUCUAGUCGUGUUGCUCUCGGAUUCCGGGCGAAACGACUCGUGUACCGUUCGGGUUACGGUAGCAGAUCAAAACGAUAAUGCGCCCCAGUUCAAUAUGGACACUCCAGAUGAAAUAUCGAUUAAUGGAUCCUCUCAAAUCGGAGACAUCCUUUGGAAAUUCGCUGGCUAUGACUUCGAUAUUGGGCUGAAUGGAAAAUUGAGCUUUGAUCUUCUAGAAGACUCUUCAAAGAGCUUGGAUCUCGUGCCAGAGACUGGGGCUUUGGUGGUCCGCAGAUUCGCUCCAACGGACAGCUGGAGGAUAAAGGUUCGGGUUAUAGAUCAUGGAAGUCCUAAAGCCUUGGAGAGCGAAAAGGAGCUCAAGAUUCUAAACUUUCGGCAGAAAGCCUCUGAUUCUAAGGAUGUUGAGCCUAUCGAAUUCCUCCGGCAGUCCUACAUCUCCUCCAUUGAUGAAAGCCUUCCACGUGGGCAAUUCGUGGCUAAGCUGGAGGCUUCUGGGGUCUCUGGGGCUUCUGGAAUCACCUAUAGCAUCGUUGAAGGCAAUCAGGACUCGGCAUUUUCGAUAGACUCCGAUGGUGUAGUAAGAUCUAAUCUAGAACUGGACAAGGAGAUUUUGGAUAGGUACAAUUUGAAGGUGAUCGGGAUUGUUCCGGGAACAUCCCCAGCUACACAGAUUUCCACUAGAAUCGAUAUUCGGAUCAAUAACCUGAACGAUAACCUGCCAAGUUUCCCAAUCUCAAAGCCUCGGAGAGUUGCGGAGAACUUGAAAGUUGGAUCUUACAUCGCCACAGUUCAAGCUAAGGACAUUGAUGGUCUAGGCAUUCUACAGUACUCCUUAGACUCGCCGGACCCCCAUUUUCAAGUCGAUCGCUUCACAGGAGUCAUUCACCUAGCAUCCCCACUGGACUAUGAGAGUUCUAAAGAGCACACGAUCCAUCUUAAAGUCUCCGAUGGGGAAUUUGAUGCCAAAACGAACCUGACCAUUUUCGUCUCGGAUGUUAACGAUAACCCACCGAAAUUCUCCAAGGACUUUUACGAAUGCCACGUGGCAUAUUCCCCGGGUCAACCAUUCGCAAGGAUUGAGGUCACUGACCUAGAUUCAGGCUCCAAGUUGAGCUACUCCUUGGCUUCUGACACAUCGACUAUAUUCAAAAUUGCACCGGAAACUGGAGCACUAUCAAUGAAGGUGCUGCCGCCAGUCGGAGAACGAUAUUUGAUUACGGUAACUGCGACGGAUAACGGAAUACCAAGCUUCUCGACUAGUGUCCCGGUUUUGGUGGUGAUUGGAGAGCAGACGCCAACUGAGAAGCCAGUUUUCGAGCGACAAGAGUUUAGAUUCGAGGUUUUGGAAAACUCCAAAGCCGGUCUCCAAAUUGGGAAUCUAUCCGGUGACACCCGUGAAUUCCUCUACAGUAUCCAAGACCCCGAAGCUUCGAGAAUCUUCCAUGUCGACCAAUUCGGAAGGCUUUUCGUGGCGGGACCCAUUGAUCGAGAGUUGAAGAGCUACUACGAGUUUACUGUAGAAAUCGAGAACAACGAAAUGAUGUCCCAAAAGACGCAGUGUAAAUGCCACAUCACCGUGCUCGACGAAAACGACAAUUCUCCAAUUUUCACGUCAUCUGGAUACUCGAUUCAUCUGAAGGACACCCAAACGACGCAUGGGCAGAAGAUUGGCCAGAUUUUGGCGCGUGACCUAGAUUCCGAUGAAAAUGGGCGUGUCAGCUACCGUAUCCUCUCUGGAAAUGACUUGAAUAUCGUCACACUGAACACAGAUUCUGGAGUGAUUCAGAUGAACGAGUGGACCGAUUCUCAGUUGGAAGAAUUUCCAAAUGCCACGUGGCAAAUUCUGGUGGAGGCUCGGGACCACGGACACCCAUACCGUAGUACAGUUGGAACGGUUACAGUAUCCCUGAAAAUGUCGUCGUGGAGUGGCUCCGCCCCCUUUUUCGUUUUACCCGUUUAUGAGAUUCAUGUGAUGGAGGACACACCGAUUGGGACUAUGAUACAAAGGGUUCGAGCUAGUAAUCGAUUGGGAAUGGAGAAUAAGGGAUUACUGUACUCAUUAAAGGAACAUGGAGGGAAGCUAAGCAUCGAUGUAAAAACUGGAGAAAUCACUCUGAAAAGUCACCUGGAUUGGGAAUCUGAGCCCCUCAUUUCAAUGUACCUCUCGGUGUCCGAUGGAAAUGGGCGGUCAGCCGUGGUCCCAUUAAAAAUUAUGGUAGAACCUGUGGACGAGUUUGCGCCAGUUUUCACAAAGUCUUCGUAUAGGCUACAGGUAAAAAAGUUCAAAAAAAAUUUUAUGUUGGAAAUUUUAAAUAAAGCUGAGCAAUCUUGCAGAUUCCAAUUUCUACCCCGGCUGGAGAGUCUGUGGGUCAAAUGCAGUUUGAAAAUCAUCAAAAACGCGUUUUUCAACAUUAAAAACCCCAAAAACGCCUCUAAAACCUUGGAAAUCGCAAUUUUCCGAAAAUUUGCACAUAUGAUCCGUCUCCACAAGUCUCUCUCCUCUCGUCGUAACUUGACCAUCGAGCAGAUUACUGUGCUAGCUUACAGUAGCCCAAAUAAACAAACCAAAACUACAGUCUACCUGGAAAUUGGUCCAUUUGAUGUGCAACCGACGCUUCCGAAACUAUUACUCCACUCUAAACCCGUUCAAAUCGCCGCAGCCUCUCUCAUUCUGCUUCUCGCCCUUCUUAUUAUUGUAAUCUGUGUCUGUAUGUGUAAAUCAAGGAGUCAGAAGAAGCAUCCAGAGAUUCUGAAGCCUUCCGAGCCCCGACGUACGUCUCAGAAGGCUCCAAAAACCAUUCAAAAACAAGUGUAUUCGGUGAAAACCGGGGAGAUUCGAACGCUUUCCGGCGAUCUACCCCAUCAUUUUCCAUCUAAUUCAAUGACGUCAUCUGUGUCGACGUCUUCUGAUGCGCUUCGUAUUCUGCGUGCAAGUUCGAGAAGUCAAAUGGAUUCGGGAAUCGAUCCGGAUAAUGUCUCUAUCAAUUCUUCGGUUACCGAUUAUUUGGUGUCUCUGGGAGUUAAUGCGAAUCCGAUUCCGCCGAGAAUAAGGCACAAUACGACAUACGACUCGCUGAUGAACGAGUACAUUUACGCGCGUGUCGAGGACGUUCUUCCGCCCGGACCCAUCAAUUUGAGCACGCCAAGUCAGCAUUCGCUUCUAAGACAACCACUUUUGACCGCCGCCCGACGUCCACAAAUUCCGGCUCCGUCGUUUGAGCCGCUAACUGAGAUAUUCUCGGAAAUUGUCGAAAUGCAAAAAGCCGAAGAAUCGAAUCGCCAUCGAAAAGAAUAUGUUCAGGUGGAAAUCUAG